Molecule: messenger RNA, 477 nt
Organism: Zygotorulaspora mrakii
Lineage: Eukaryota; Fungi; Ascomycota; Saccharomycetes; Saccharomycetales; Saccharomycetaceae
Gene: MRPL23
Product: mitochondrial 54S ribosomal protein uL13m
Exons: 1
Coding region: 1-477 (158 amino acids)
Biological process (GO): negative regulation of translation; translation
Cellular component (GO): ribosome; mitochondrial large ribosomal subunit
Molecular function (GO): mRNA binding; structural constituent of ribosome
Source: RefSeq, a predicted model, not a curated record
AUGUCUCAGAAACUAGGUCAUACUGGUAUUGCAUUUGCACGCUUGUGGCACCACGUUGAUCUUGCUCGCGAUAAGAGGACAUUGGGUAGGUUAGCCUCAGCGAUCGCAAUCACUUUAAUUGGAAAACACAAGCCUGUGUAUCAUCAGAGUCAGGACUGCGGUGACUAUGUUGUAGUAUCAAAUUGUCAGGCUUUACGUGUUACCGGUAAAAAAUUUGAACAAAAGACAUACUGGUCCCAUUCUUCGAAGCCAGGGCAAUUGAAAUUGAGAACAAUGGAGAAAGUGGUGGCUGAUAAGGGUUACGGAGAAAUCUUAAAAAAAGCUGUUAGUGGUAUGUUACCCAAAAAUAGAUUACGUAAGUCUAGACUGGAAAGACUGAAGGUGUUUGAUGGCGGAGAGCAUCCUUAUAAACAGAAUAUCACAGCAUUCGCGUAUGAGCAGCCCCAGGUAGAGGCAAUAAUGGCAAAAAAACAAUAA